UUAGUUAUCAUUUGGUAAGAGUUUUUCACUAUGGCAUUUAGUGCCAGUCUUGUUUUUCAGUUUGCAUAGCAAUUUUUCACACACUUUCCCAAGUCAAGAAAGUUGGAGAUUUUUGUGAUACUUUUAAAAGCAUUUACUCAUAAUCGGAAUAUGCGUUGGAUGUGAAAAGUGUUCUUAAAAUAUAAAAAAUGGCUACCGUAUUCGAUAGCCCUUUCAUUCGACAACGUUUACAUCGUCUAAGGCGUCGUGAUUAUGAUUUCGAUGAGGAUCAGAGAUUCGGUCGAUGUGACUGCACAAGCUAUACUUAUUUCGUGCUUUCAAUGGUGUUAUUUUCUGUGGGUACUGUGAUCACGGUGCUGGCAUUGGGAGACGUCGAUGGUUACAUACUCAGCAAUUUAGGACACAUGUGGCUAGUAGGGCCGAUUUUUAUAUGUUCGGGAAUGAUGGUUGCAGUCAAAAGUAUGCUUUAUUUGCGAAGAAAAAGUGUGAUACAAAUGCUACUUCAUCAGAGAGCGAUUAUUAGGGACAUGGCAGCAGUUCAGGCCGAACAGGCUUAUGGUGGUCAAGUGCCCCGCACUGCAUCAAGCGCAACACUACCUCCAUCUUAUGAUGCUUUAAUUACUAAUGCAGCUACAAGUAAACCUCAGCCAUCAAGUUCAGAACCACCGCCCCCCACAUAUGAUGAGGCCAUGUACCUCAUAGAUGAUGAGAAAUUACGAAUGGAAAACAAAACUGAUGACAGUGCCAAACAAGAAACUAGCAAUCAAACGCCUAGUACCAACAUAGAUAAUAGCAAACCCUGAAACAUAAGAAAACUACUUAUGAGAACUUGUUUAUUAAUUAGUUAUGUAAGAAAAAACUUAAUUCUUCCUUUUGUACUUAUAUUUUUAGAUACAUAGUCACUUACUAUUAAUGUAUAGUAUUCUCAGACGUGCCUAAAAUAUUGGUUUGUUAGCAAUAUUGUUAUAUCGCAAUGUAAAGGGUAUCUGUAAUUUAAUAUGUAGCUUAAGAUAAACUUGUGAACUUGUGUCGACUGCCAUUGCUGGAAGAUGUCUCUGAGCUAGAGAUGAUAUUAGAUCUGUUUGUAUGCAACAUACAUUAUUGCUCAUUUGGAACAGUAAUACCCUAAUACAUAAUGUAGGCACUGUUUAUAGUAGUUAUAUUCAAAAUGCAAGUGAUAGUUAAAAACUGGUUACCUUAUAACUAAUGUUGGCCUAAUAACCAGUAUAGCUCUCUAACUUCAUAGUAAACAUUUGUAGCUAGUUAGUUACAAUUCUAGUAAGACAUAUUUUUGCAAUGUUUGCUACAACAUCCUAUGUUAUGUAAGAACUAUUACAAAUAUAUUAUUGUCACAAAUGAGAAGAAUAAUGUCUGAAUACAUAGUAUUAUUAAAUUGCAGCAUUUAGGCAGUCACAUAUUGUUGUGUUAUUCUAGUGUGACAAGGUACUUAAUGUGCCGGUUCUUUCUACUCUGUAAGGUGUGUCUAAUCCAAAAAUGCAAUUUAUUUUCCUUAAAAUGCUAAUUUUAUGAAGAUCAAAUGUUAGCUUACACCCAGUGUAAUGAGCUAGGGAGAAAGUUAUUCAUGUAUUUAAUGACUCCACUAUUUUUUGCAUUGUUUGUUCUGCAAUGCUAGUUGUUGAUAAUUGAAGACUGAUGCAUUUAUAUUAGUAAACUGGUCAGGUAACCCAUCCAAAUUUGAUCUGAUAAGUAUAUUGUGACCAAGAAUUGAAAAAAAGAUGAACAAAGUACUUACUGCCAAAUUGUAAACAUCCCAUAUAAUAAUAGGUCUUGUUUGAUGAUGACCAAGUGGGCCCGAAAAUCAUUUGAAUUCCAUUUUAAGUAUUAGAAGAUCCACAGUAAAACUAAUUUGUUGUAUAAAAAAGAUGCAUUUCAUAUUUUCUGAAUAGCCAUAGUUUUGACCAUUUGAAU
Messenger RNA from Trichoplusia ni (cabbage looper), 1929 nucleotides. RefSeq lists its product as uncharacterized. Bases 189 to 803 code for a protein of 204 amino acids. The record is from RefSeq and is a predicted model, not a curated record. NCBI's taxonomy places the organism in Eukaryota, Metazoa, Arthropoda, Insecta, Lepidoptera, Noctuidae. The transcript is spliced from 2 exons.